AUGAACGGACAACGAGCGGAUCCUGCGCUUCAGGCGUGGGCACAGCCGCAAUUGAGAGACUUUCUGCCCUUGGAGGAUGAGCAGCUGGAACAGAUAAUAGCGUAUGCGGCGACGCUUUCUGGUGCUGAAAUCAUUGAUCAUUUCACCGAACUCUUGGGAGACAGUCAGGAAGUCGUACAAUUUGCGAUUGAAUUUAAGCAACGCAAGGCAGAGAUGGCGGCAACGGAUAUAUCGAAACAUUCUCAUGAUGUGAAGAUACCGAAUGGCGCUGGAACCGAGAAAGGUGGGAGUCGAGACUCCAAGCUGGAGCCCGUUCAAAACGGGCAAUCGCCAUCAAACAACGGCGAGAAAGCACCACCGCCGACUUCAAACAAGGUCGCACCGCCAACAGGAGCUCCACCGGCGUAUGCACCUCCUGCAGGACCUCCACCUGGACCAGGAGCAGACAGACGCAAUAUCCGGAAUCACACCAACCAGGUCAUCGAGGCAGGCAAACUGCGAGCGCGAGACGAACAAGAGAUGCAGCAAGCACUUCAAUCAUUGCAGUACCAAUACCGAAUUUACAAUAGCGACAUCGAACCAGAGCACGAGUCUGACUUCUACUGCGGGUGUCCAAUCCAUCAGUACAAGCGGCGCAAGUGGAACCGAUACGGCGUUCAACGGGAGUGGUCGAAAGCGGUGAUGUAUCCAGGCGAGAAGGCAUACGACGACAACACCAUGUACGGCAAAAACCAACUCUUCAGUGGCAACCCUUAUACCUUCCGUGUGGUAUCUCCUUAUGGCUACUGGCAGAAUACAUGGGCUCCUCCGGCUCCGAUACCUGGCUACUACACUCGAUCGCUGAUGCAGACGAUUGAGUUGAACAAUGCACUAAAUCGGGAGGCACAGGCCAGUAUCAACAAGAAGGAGCCGAAGCAUUCAAUCUGGGAAGAGAAUCAACUGGAGGGUGCUCUUGGCAGGAUGAACAUCAGCGACGAGAAGCGGAGAAGCCUGGUUCCUACUGAUGCUUCUUCUUCAGCCCGGCCAGAGCCAAAGUCGAGAUUAUCAAGCUUUCGCAAGACUCUUGGGAUCAAGUCGUCUGACGAAAGAACCAUUGGCAAAGCUGAGAAAGCUGUUGGUCAUGGAAGCGACGUUCGAAGUUCCAUUCUGCGGGAGGAACAAGGACGGUGGCCCGACGAACUGACACAAGCUCUCGUCACUGCCUAUCAGCAACACAUGGGCAUGUACGGCAAGAUUGCCGAUCUUCGAAAUCGAAGUCCCAUCCAAUAUCUGCAUCUUCUUCGAGCUGGAUACUUCGAGCCAAUACCGGUGGCAUGGGCGAAUGAUCCCUCGAAUCCUCUGAAGUUCAGCAUUGAAGCGGCCGCCGGUUGGAGAGGCAUCACGCCUGCGUGGAGAGGCUACGAAGAUACAGCUGAAGAGAGAUUGUACUGGGUGCUGAAUCAUCGCGAGGGAGCUCAUGUUGUGUCAAGACUGAAGCCUGACUACAUCUCUGAGAUGAGGAUGGCACAGGAACGAAUGGCCAAAGCAGUCCCGCCGCCACCAGACUACUACUCAGCCACUGAUCAGUGUCACAUCCAGCAUACCUCAGCCGGCUACUCGAAGCAAGUCAUGCCUGCACCGCUGCGACUAGAAGACCGGCCAGAGACUGCUACAGACGACACAAUGAUCCUCCUCGAUGUCUCUGGCUCUAUGGACUUUGACCCAGUCCGCCCCAUCUACAACGAAUAUCUAGUCACCGGCUGGUCAAGAUCAACCCAACCCAAAAACAAAGACGUCGCCCACGCCAUCAUCCGCCGCUUCACCGACGCCAUGGAAAACCACGACCACCAGUUCCAAGGCUACGACCUCGUCACCUUUGCCAACAACGCCCGCCAUAUCGGUACUAUCAACCACCAGAACUUCGAUCAGAUGUGGCGGAACGUCCGACUGGGUGGUGGAACGAGAGUGAUGACUGGCUGGCAGAAAGUCAAGGAACUUCAUUUCCAGAAACACUCCGAGUCCGCCUCCCACCACCCCAUCUACGGCUGGCAAGCUGGUCCUGAGACGCCCAUGCUCCGUCUGCUGCUCCUUCUGGACGGUGAAGCAACGGAUAUGGACGAGUUCGAGCUCGAUCUCCUCGGUCUCUCCUGGGCACACGUAACGAUCUUCCUCAUUGGCGUCGACGGCUGUCCGCACCACCAUCGUCACGCGAACGAGUUGCAGAGGAUCAGCGAUGUCAACCAUCACGUCAGCUUCGUCGAUGCGCAGGGAAACUGUCCGGAAAGGUUCGUCACGCACGAGUUGUUGAAGAGACAUUUAGGAUAUGAGAUUAGUAUGAGUGAGUUUGAGACCAUGGAGGAGCUGCCAGCGUACUCAGAGACUGGAUAG
Messenger RNA from Zasmidium cellare ATCC 36951, 2367 nucleotides. RefSeq lists its product as uncharacterized. The record is from RefSeq and is a predicted model, not a curated record. The transcript has 2 exons. The coding region runs from base 1 to 2367 and encodes 788 amino acids. NCBI's taxonomy places the organism in Eukaryota, Fungi, Ascomycota, Dothideomycetes, Mycosphaerellales, Mycosphaerellaceae.